This is a messenger RNA of Sorex araneus (European shrew), 816 nucleotides long. It is a transcript of the gene CDX1, whose product is annotated as caudal type homeobox 1. NCBI's taxonomy places the organism in Eukaryota, Metazoa, Chordata, Mammalia, Eulipotyphla, Soricidae. Gene Ontology annotation, cellular component: nucleus. Gene Ontology annotation, molecular function: DNA-binding transcription factor activity, RNA polymerase II-specific; RNA polymerase II transcription regulatory region sequence-specific DNA binding. Gene Ontology annotation, biological process: animal organ morphogenesis; regulation of transcription by RNA polymerase II; cell differentiation. The transcript has 3 exons. Bases 37 to 816 code for a protein of 259 amino acids. The record is from RefSeq and is a predicted model, not a curated record.
CCGGGCCCAGCAUGCGCGCGGGGCCCCGCCGCCACCAUGUACGUGGGCUAUGUGCUGGACAAGGACUCUCCCGUGUACCCCGGCCCCGCCAGGCCCGCGGGGCUCGGCCUGAGCCCGCAAGCCUACAACCCCGCGCCCCCGCAGUACCCCGACUUCACCGGCUACUCGCACGUGGAGCCGGCCCCCGCGCCCCCCGCCGCCUGGAGCGCGCCCUUCCCGGCGCCCAAGGACGACUGGGCCGCCGCCUACGGCCCGGGGCCCGCGGCCCCCGCCGCCAGCCCAGCCCCACUGGCAUUCGGGCCGCCUCCGGACUUUAGCCCGGUGCCCGCGCCCCCGGGACCCGGCCCGGGCCUCCUGGUGCAGCCCCUCGGGGGCCCGGGCGCACCGUCCUCCCCGGGAGCGCAGAGGCGGACGCCCUACGAGUGGAUGCGGCGCAGCGUGGCUGCUGGAGGCGGCGGUGGCAGCGGUAAGACCCGGACCAAGGACAAGUACCGCGUGGUCUACACCGACCACCAGCGCCUGGAGCUGGAGAAGGAGUUCCACUACAGCCGGUACAUCACCAUCCGGCGCAAGUCAGAGCUGGCUGCCAACCUGGGGCUCACCGAGCGGCAGGUGAAGAUCUGGUUCCAAAACCGCCGGGCGAAGGAGCGCAAGGUGAAUAAGAAGCAACAGCAGCCUCCGCCUCCGGCCCAGCCCCCGGCCCCGGCCCCCGAGGUUCCAGCACCGAGGCCUCCCCUCGGGGGCCUGUGCCCCGGCUCUGCCGUCCUCCUGGGGGCCUCCUCCCCGCUGCCUGUCAAGGAAGAGUUUCUGCCCUAG